Molecule: messenger RNA, 559 nt
Organism: Toxorhynchites rutilus septentrionalis
Lineage: Eukaryota; Metazoa; Arthropoda; Insecta; Diptera; Culicidae
Gene: RpL37a
Product: probable 60S ribosomal protein L37-A
Exons: 3
Coding region: 140-415 (91 amino acids)
Biological process (GO): translation
Cellular component (GO): ribosome; cytosolic large ribosomal subunit
Molecular function (GO): structural constituent of ribosome; RNA binding
Source: RefSeq, a predicted model, not a curated record
CGGAAAGUUUUCUUGCAGGAAGCUUUGGCUUGCUGACAUGUCAGCUUCGCAUCCGGCGAUGUGACGUUCGCUCUUUCCGUUUUGUUAUACUGAAGUGCUCGCACUUAUUUCGAUACUGCUUGGCAUUUAGGCUACUAAAAUGACCAAGGGUACGUCCAGCUUUGGUAAACGCCGCAAUAAGACCCAUACGCUAUGCCGUCGGUGCGGUCGGUCGUCUUACCACAUUCAGAAGCAUACUUGCUCACAAUGUGGAUAUCCAUCGGCUAAAAUCCGCUCCUAUAACUGGUCGAUUAAGGCUAAGAGGAGGAAGACUACUGGAACUGGCCGUAUGCGCUACCUGAAGAUUGUGCGCCGAAAGUUCCGUAACGGUUUCCGUGAAGGACAGGUCGCUAAGCCCCGCAAGGCUGCCGCAUAAGCCACUCAGGUUGUUUGCGUUUAGCAGAAACCUUUAUUAAGGUUUGUUAAUAACUGAAAAGCCGAAAUUAAGCUGCUAAGAAUGUCUUGUGAAAUGUGCUGGUUAAAAAGGAGGAAUAAUAUAAAAAAAUCUUACUAAAAGAGA